Rhinolophus ferrumequinum (greater horseshoe bat) is the source of this 4405-nucleotide messenger RNA. It is a transcript of the gene DOC2B, whose product is annotated as double C2 domain beta. Lineage: Eukaryota; Metazoa; Chordata; Mammalia; Chiroptera; Rhinolophidae. Gene Ontology annotation, cellular component: membrane. The record is from RefSeq and is a predicted model, not a curated record. The transcript has 9 exons. Bases 149 to 1387 code for a protein of 412 amino acids.
GCAGGUAGCAGCCGCGUCAGGGACGUCCGGGGGGGCGCCGCUGGCGCUGCCCGCAGCCCCCGCUGCUCCCCGGCCUGCUGAGACGCCCCCGGGCCGGGGCCGCGCCGGGCCAGGCCGGGCCGCGCCCGAGCGGGGCAGCGCUGCCUGCAUGACCCUCCGGCGACGCGGGGAGAAGGCGACCAUAAGCAUCCAAGAGCAUAUGGCCAUCGACGUGUGCCCGGGCCCCAUCCGGCCCAUCAAGCAGAUCUCCGAUUACUUUCCUCGCUUCCCGCGGGGCCUACCCCCGGCCGCGGGGCCCCGCGCGGCUGCGCCCCGGGACGCCCCCGCGCCCCCGGCCGCGGCCAGCGCGGGCCGCCGCAGCCCCUCCGACGGCGCCCGCGACGACGACGAGGAUGUCGACCAGCUCUUCGGAGCCUACGGUGCGAGCCCGGGCCCCAGCCCUGGCCCCAGCCCGGCGCGGCCGCCCGCCAAGCCACCCGAAGAGGAGCCGGACGCCGACGGCUACGAGUCCGACGACUGCACCGCCCUGGGCACGCUGGACUUCAGCCUCCUCUAUGACCAAGAGAACAAUGCCCUCCACUGCACCAUCAGCAAGGCCAAGGGCCUGAAGCCGAUGGACCACAAUGGGCUGGCGGACCCCUAUGUCAAGCUGCACCUGUUGCCAGGAGCCAGUAAGGCAAAUAAGCUCAGAACAAAAACUCUCCGAAAUACUCUGAACCCCACGUGGAAUGAGACCCUCACUUACUACGGGAUCACAGAUGAAGACAUGAUCCGAAAGACCCUGCGGAUCUCCGUGUGUGAUGAGGACAAAUUCCGCCACAACGAGUUCAUUGGGGAGACGAGGGUUCCCCUGAAGAAACUGAAACCCAACCACACCAAGACGUUCAGCAUCUGCCUGGAGAAGCAGCUGCCGGUAGACAAGACGGAAGACAAGUCCCUGGAGGAGCGGGGCCGCAUACUCAUCUCCCUCAAGUACAGCUCACAGAAGCAGGGCCUGCUGGUCGGCAUUGUGCGGUGCGCACACCUGGCUGCCAUGGACGCCAACGGCUACUCGGACCCCUACGUGAAAACAUACCUGAAGCCAGAUGUGGACAAGAAAUCCAAACAUAAGACAGCAGUAAAGAAGAAGACCCUGAACCCAGAGUUCAAUGAGGAGUUCUGUUACGAGAUUAAGCAUGGGGACCUGGCCAAGAAGACCCUGGAGGUCACUGUUUGGGAUUACGACAUUGGGAAAUCCAACGAUUUCAUUGGUGGUGUGGUUCUGGGCAUCAAUGCCAAGGGCGAGCGCCUGAAGCACUGGUUCGACUGCCUGAAGAACAAGGAUAAGCGGAUAGAGCGCUGGCACACACUCACCAAUGAACUCCCCGGGGCUGUGCUCAGCGAUUGACCGGCCCCCACCUGCUGCCACACCCACCCCUACGUGUCACCUGGCCCAGCCCAGGCCUGGCCCUUGGCUUCCUCAGCUGCCACGAAGGGCCUUGGCCCCCACGUUGGGGGAAAUCCAGGACACCUGCUCAGACACAGAACCACUGCAGCCCCCACUUGGAGGCCAUGGAGGACCCAGCCACUCCGAGGGACAGCGAGGACAGAGCGGGCCUUCUUUCAGCUCCUGGGGCCUGAUGAGGUCAGAGGUGGGAAGAGAGGAGCUUGGCUUUAGCACCCACCCCAGGGAAGUGGUGGGGCUGUCCAGGGGCAAGGACCCUACUAAAAGUCAGCAGAAGGUCACAGGGGGCCCCAGGCUGAGAGAACAGGAGUACAGGGGUGCCCUCGGGCCAGUGAGAACUCCUGAGAGGAGCGUUAGGAAGAGGCACAUGGCGGGAGGAGAUUGUGGGCAGGACAGGACUCUGACUACAUCCAUUCAUCUCUAGCAUGACUGGGCAUGUGGGAAAAAGUUGACCUGAGAGCCAGGAGUCUGGUGAAGUUCCCAGAAGCUCCCAGUGAACAUGCUUCAAUUGGCAAAUGCUUCACCCGGUGAUUUCACAAGCCCCUGGGGAUGACUGAGCUCCAGGGCCUGCCCUGGUGGAGUUCCCGUCUAGACAGGGAGCUGAAAACAAACCAUUACAACAGGGGCUGAGGAAUGCCAAGGCCAGCCUGGCCCAACAGUGAGUGCUUUCUGCUGGGAGAGCAGGGAGGGCUUCCCAGAGGAGGUGAUGCUUUAGCAAGGCCUUAAAGGGUAGUAGAGUUUCUAGGCAGACAAAGGGAAGGGCAGUGCCGGCAGUGGGAAUGGUCUGCAUAGGCCUGGAGGGGAGAGAACGGUGAUUAGGCCAGGGGUGCUGUGAGGGGCCUGGGGUUUAUCUGGGGGUCAGGGGCAAUGGCCCCCAGCCCUUUUCCCUCCCCACCCCUGGCUGCCAGGCCAGCCUGGGCUCAUAGCUUUGGGGGAAGUGACAGAUAUACUGGAAGUACCGUGGUGAAACAGGUUGGUGCAGGAUCAAGUUCAGUCCUCAGACCCAGUCCCCCCACCUUGGAUGUCUUUCUUCUCCGGAGGAACCUAGAGGCUGAUCCUGCCUCUCAUUCUUCCCGCUUAAGCAUCAAGUCAGCUGUAGUCAGGAGGAGAGAAAGGGUCCUUUGUUUCGUACGAAAGGAAGCAAAUGUCCUCCUUGCCCUCCUCUUCCCUUCCCCUGCCUCCCUCCUGGGCUCUUCUGGGUUCAGAGCUGGGUGGUGGGAGGACCCCAGGUGGUUGCCCCUGCAUCCUGGCCCUACUGUGGCCACUGAUGUCCCUCUCAGGAAUACUGGGCAGCAGUCCAGGGCCUUGUUUCGGGGAAAGUGGAGAGGGAGACACUCUUCCUGGUGGGCUUGUCAGCACCCUGAGUCAGGGAAGGGUUGAAGGGUUGGAGCCCAGGUCUGAAGCCCCAGACUUUUCUGCCUACCAAGGGGCCUUCAGGAAUGCUGGAUGGACAAAUGCAUAACCAAGGAAUUUCUGUGUUCAACCUAUCACUGCACUGAUGGGAAACAGAGCCCACAUAAGGAAAAUGACCUGCCCAAGGCCUUCCAGCCUUACCACAGGGGGGUGAAUCAGGCUUCAUGGCCCCUGCCCCACCCCCAACCCAGAGCUCUGGACACCACACUUCAAGGGAAGGUAAGGUGCUGGGCUCACAAUGAGAGGUCCUGCUAGCCGCCUGCCUAAGGCUCACCCCUGCCUGCUGCCCACCCAUACCCACACUAGCAGCAAGGCACAGGGGUUGGACCUGCUGCUGCAAACACAAAGCACACCACCAUCUGAGGCCUGGGGUGAUGAUUCGAAUCCCACCAAGUGCCCAGCAGCCCUUUCCCCGUUUGCAGGGAACUUGGGACUCCAGCCCCCACACAGUACCUGGCAACUUGCGCUGGUCAUGGAGACUUGGUUUUCCCAUCUUUAAGAAUUCUGGCUUUGUGUAUGUUAAGAGUUUUAUGUGCGUCGUCUUAAUGAAUCUUCACACUUGCUUCUGGAUGAGCUCUAGGUACCUUCUUAAAUUUGCCUUUCCGAGGGCCUCGUUCAGAGAUAAGCCUCACAGCCUCUCUGUGGAGACAUGGAAAUGCUGAAUGGCAAAGCUGGAAGGGGCUGUGGGUCACCUAGUACCACUUCCUUAUUAGAUACGUAGGGAAACUGAAACCCAGCGGGGACAAGAACCCAGGACUGCUGGCACCCAGUCCAGGGCCCUCUACUGCCUCAGGCUGUGCAAGUGUAGACUUCCCUGACAAAUGGUCCCAGCUGACCACAGGGACUAUGGCAGGGAGGCAGGGCUUCCUGACAGGCAGCUCAAGUGGAGGAUGGGGCGCAGGAGGGCUCCCAGGAAGCGACAGGACCUUCACCAGAACCCUGGCACUGGUCUAGACCCCUUGCAGAUUGUAUCUCUGUAAAAGAAAAAGCUCCUUGAGAAGAGUUAUUUCAAAGUCAGGUGUCAGUAAUUAGGGCGUCGCCCGAUGCGCUGCAUCCACCUCCACCCCACCUCCCUUCCUGGUCCCCGCCCCACCCACCACCACCACUAGCCAAUUCCCAACGGGCCCGUCUUCCAACCCUGAAGCGGUAACCUCCUGACCUCUAGUGGCGAGAGCGAGGAACUGCACCUCCCGGCCCGUGCAUGUCCAGCCUUUGUUCCUUCUCAACCGAGAGAACCUCCCAAUGCAUGGACUCUAAGCUGUCGUCGAUGCAGACUCUCGUGCACUGCUUAAUAAUACCGUUUUGCUACCAUGUGAUGGCUGCAGAAAUCGAACCUUAACUGCAGCCCCACACACAAUUUUUGUAUUUUCGUCUGACCUACCCGAAGGUGUCCUUUUUAAGUCUUAUUUGUUAAUAUUUAUAAUGACAUAUAAUCCAAAGUAAAUGGAAACGUUCAUUGCGAUCAUACUGGCUUGGAAGACUUCUUUUUUUCCCUUUCGUCUGCCUCCCCCGCCCCCUCCAGUUCAAGCUGUUGUUUCUCAGUCCAGU